UCUCCUGUCCACCAGCCCCACAUUCAGACAUCUACUUCCAACAGUAACCCAGUUCCUCCAGCCAGACCCUCAGACAACGUCCACCAUGAGCUUCUCCUCCCAGUCCGCCCAGUCAGCCUCUUCCUACCGCCGGACCUUCGGUUCUGGUAUUGGAUCCACCUCAGGCAUGUCCUCCAUGUUCUCCCACGGUGGACGCGGCUCCUCCGGCUCGGCCCACAUGUCCUCCAGAGUCUACGAGAUGACCAAAAGCUCCGCCCGCCCCAGCUACUCCUCCGGCAGUAUUCGCUCCUCCUCCGGCGGCGCGAUGCGCUCGUACGCCGGGAUGGGCGAGAAGCUGGACUUCAACCUGGCCGACGCCACUAACCGCGACUUCCUGGACACCAGGACCAAUGAGAAGGCAGAGUUGCAGCACCUGAACGACCGGUUCGCCAGCUACAUCGAGAAGGUCCGUUUCCUGGAGCAGCAGAACGCUACUCUGGUGGUGGAGAUCGAGAGGCUGAGGGGUCACGAGCCGACCCGCGUGGCCGAGAUGUACGAGGAGGAGAUGAGAGAGCUGAGGCGUCAGGUGGACGGCAUGUCCAAUGACCGAGCCCGCAUGGAGGUGGAGAGAGACAACUUGGCUGACGACCUGCAGAAACUCAAACUCAGACUGCAGGAGGAGAUCCACCAGAGGGAAGAGGCAGAGAACAACCUGUCUGCCUUCAGAGCUGACGUGGACUCUGCCACGCUGGCCAGGCUGGACCUGGAGAGACGCAUUGAAAGCCUGCAGGAGGAGAUCACCUUCCUCAAGAAGAUCCACGAGGAGGAGAUCCAUGAGCUGACGAGCCAGAUGCAGGAGACCUCGGUGCAGGUCCAGAUGGACAUGUCCAAACCAGACCUGACCGUUGCCCUCAGGGACAUCCGUAUGCAGUACGAGGGUAUCGCAGCCAAGAACAUCUCUGAGGCAGAGGACUGGUACAAGUCCAAGGUGUCAGACCUGAACCAGGCUGUGAACAAGAACAACGAUGCUCUGAGACAGGCCAAACAGGAGAGCAUGGAGUUCAGGCAUCAGAUCCAGUCCUACACCUGUGAGAUCGACUCUCUCAAGGGAACCAACGAGUCUCUGCUGAGGCAGAUGAGGGAGAUGGAGGAUCGUCUGGGAAACGAGGCUGGAGGUUACCAGGACUCCGUCACCCGUCUGGAGGCUGAGAUCGCCAAGAUGAAGGAUGAGAUGGCUCGUCACCUCAGAGAGUACCAGGACCUCCUCAAUGUCAAGAUGGCCCUGGAUAUAGAGAUCGCUACCUACAGGAAGCUACUGGAGGGAGAGGAGAGCCGAAUCACUGUAUCUGGCUCCAAGUCUUCUCACUCUGGCUCCCACUCUGCUGCCUCAUUAUAUUCCACUGUUGGAUUCAGAGAGACCAGCCCAGACGUCGGACGAUCAGCAGAGGUCCACUCCAAGAAGACUGUCCUGAUCAAGACCAUCGAGACCCGCGAUGGAGAGAUGACAUAUUCUAUGAGAGAUGGAGCUAGUGCUCUGUGUGUGGUCAGUGAAUCUACACAGCACCAGCAGGACAUCAUGUAAACAACAACAACAGCAACAACAAGCUUAAAUUAGGAAAAAAAAAAAUGGAUGUUUACAUACAAAAAUACGAGGGGUUCUCUAGCUGCCGUUUCUAAGGCAAUGCCUCGUUUUAAAAAAGGUCUCUUUUUUGAGAGGGAGUGAGUUAUGAACACUUUAUGAAGUGUUAUAACCAAUUUAUGAAGGGUUAUAUCCUUCAUAGGAAUGUUUAUAACUCGUGAACUCCAACUAAUCAGAUGUUAUAUGACCCAUCUCCGAAGCAGAAGAACAUAAGAAGAAAGACAAUGUUAAGUUACAGUAAUCAGAAGGUGGGAACAAGGUGGAGUGAAAGGCAAGUCAGGCCCUGGCCAGAACAGAACACGCAUGGCUAGAAUGGAUCUCCAGGAGGUCAAGAGAUGGAUCUCUGUAGUGCACGUCUGUGUGUGAGUGGGUCUCUUUGCUUCACAAUAGUUUCACAGUGGCAAAUGAUUUGAAAUAAAGAUAUACUGUAUCUUCAAAAGAGAAUA
Molecule: messenger RNA, 2064 nt
Organism: Oncorhynchus mykiss (rainbow trout)
Lineage: Eukaryota; Metazoa; Chordata; Actinopteri; Salmoniformes; Salmonidae
Product: desmin
Biological process (GO): skeletal muscle organ development; intermediate filament organization
Cellular component (GO): cytoplasm; Z disc; intermediate filament
Molecular function (GO): structural constituent of cytoskeleton
Source: RefSeq, a predicted model, not a curated record